AUGGGACAGGAUUGGGUCAUGGACUGGCAAUUUGAGGUAUCGGCUAUCCUCAGAGAGACGCCCGAGCUGGAGUUCAGCUUGCGAAGAGAUCUUCUGUUUGCGCGGCACGGCUUCGCAAUGCCCUUUCCGCUUCGCGAGGACUUUCUGGAUCAUCUUGAAGAGUCCCGGCAUUUGCCCAUAUGGGUUCACUGGGACAGUUGGCAGAAACUCUUGUCUGGGCCUUCCGAUAAUCUAGAGGGUUUCUGGGAACGGGAGAAUGAGCUGAUCUGCGUGCGCGGUGACCUGGUGCACUGGCUGACAAUCGAAGGCCAGCCUCGGGCAGUGCAGCAGACGGGCAACGGAAGGUACUCCAUCGGCCUCGGCGACGGUACGUCGUGUGCUGCUUGGCUUGAAGACGGCUUACUUCGCUGGGAUGACGGAGAUGUUUGGCAUCGGCCAGCAGCUUCCAGAUUGGCGGCCGUGACGCGUUCUCUGGAGCCCUGGCCUCUGUGCGUCUUACUGCGCUCUCUGGCGGACUCUCGCGACUUCAGCGCUUCGGUUCUGGAAAAUCGAUAUGUGCAGCUGAGAAGGCAUCCGACGUCGGAGUCCGGGCGGCUGGCUGAGAGCUAUGCUCUCUUGUUGAAGCUCGUCCCGGUAGAUGUUGGCCUCCGAGAGCGCUUCCUGACAGCCGUGGCUCAGCUUCCCAGGCUCGUAGAGCAAAGGAGGCGGCGGUACACUCCAGAAUUGAUUCGGCAGAGCUUCCAUGUUCUACACGUUGGCCACAGCUUCCUUCACCUGCAUUCUGCCGUGUUGCCAGAUGGGGAGCAAGCGAUUAUGGGAUUCCUCCAGCGCUGCACUUCGAUGGACUUGUUCCGACGGGUUCUGUGCAACGACAUUGCACAACUCCACCCGGAAGACUUGUUGGAGGACUUAUUCACGAUGCCGCCGAGUUCCCUGGCACAGCUCCUGCCACUGGCCCACUUCGAUGCGGUGGUGAUCCGGAACUGCCCCGUGCAAUUAAGCACACUUGCCCUCCAGAACUUCGCCUCCAUGCUAAGAGAUGGCGGCGUGCUGAUUGCUUUUCCUGCUUACCUCGAUGUACAUGCGGAAGUUCCGCAAUCCUUGAAUUCGUGCUGGCUGGAGCCGUCGGCCAGCGAGGAAGGGGCCCUGCUCUUCGGCGAUCUCAACGGCGCUGUUUGGAAAAUUGGACUGCUGCAGCAUGCUUGUCCGCUGGAUUGUCGUUUCUUUAAGUGCUUGCUGGAGUCCGAGACGUGCAGUGUCAACCUCCGAAAAAGGCAGAAGGAGCGAGAGCAUGACAGCGACUUGCAAGCGCUGUUGCGUGUCGCCGGGCGCAGCGGCUUCAGCGAGGCCUUGCGAGAUUCAGAUCUCGGCCGGCAAACACGGGCGGGCCAGCGGUGCGGGGAGCUUGAGACGGAAGAUGGGGGAGACAGAGAGUUAGAUGGACGAGGUGAUUUGUUGUUGGGUGGAUCCCGUGAGUUGCACGUGCUGAAGUAUGCGUUUGCCUCGCAGUGCAGAGACGUGGGACCAGCUGUACCCGAGAUCGAGACUCCGCCAAUUGCGGAGACCAGCUUGGACGUUACCGCACCAGCCACUCUCAGCCUGGGUCUUACUAUAGACGUGGCGGAAUUGCUAGUCAUGGUUAUUGUCACAGGAGUCUUCGCUACUCUGCCGUGUCUCGUCCUCGCCCGCUCCAGAGGCUCCGUCAAGCUGUGGACUUGGCGGAGCGGCCCUGAGCAACUCGGCGGAGGCUCGCUGCCCCCGGCUCUUGCAGUUCUCAUGGCCUGCGGCGAACAGUCUGCAAAGGAACUGGGCAGGCGGAUCACCCUGUCUUGGAGUGCCGAAGGGCUGAAGGGGGCUGUUUGCCUCACUCAUGCGCAAGGCUGGGUGCAUCAGUUUGUGAUCACCCAUGAAUUGCCAACGGGUGGCGAGCCACGGGAGCAGCUGCGGAUGCUGUCGGCAGAGUGCAAGGAGGCCUCGCCCCUGGCAGCGGCACAACUUGCCGAGUCUGCGCUCCCAGGAGAACGAGGGAGCCCGGAGCCUCCGGAAAGCUGGAUCCUGUCCUUGGAGGGUGUGCUGUCCUCGUUGCACCGCCAGCAGCUUCUGGUUGUCUUUCAGCUUCGGACUGGAACUGAGGAGCCCGUGCUCGGCCUCGCCUCCGAAGCCUCGGAUGAGCUCAAGCGCCCUGGCCCUCUGAAGGCCCUCCACAAAGUGGCAGCCUUGGCCUGGCGCUCCACGCAGCUCUCCGUGAAGGGUCCGGACGGUUCUCGCGUCUUGGGAAUUACCGCGGUGGCACAGCCCUCGCCUGAGACGAGGGAUUUCCAGAGGGGGAGGACUCGCGGAAAGAUGUUGAUGUUUGAAGCCACGAGGAAUCUUUGCACAGAAUUUAUCAAGGUGGAAGGAUAUCUAGGAAAAAUUGUGGUGGAACUUCAGAGUGAGGGCUUUCCUGUGGCCUUUGGUGGCGUGGUGCCAGAUGAUCCCAUAGCUCCAGAAUGGAUGGUGAAGGCCCGUGCCACGGCGUCAGUGGUCGGGGUUAGGUUGGGCCUUUGGUGGCAUGCCUCUGGAGCUGUGCUUACCCGUCUUGUCAAGCCAGUGGAAGUGCGUCAAUAG
Molecule: messenger RNA, 2607 nt
Organism: Symbiodinium sp. CCMP2592
Lineage: Eukaryota; Dinophyceae; Suessiales; Symbiodiniaceae
Source: the annotation of a GenBank genome assembly